GCCAGUAGAUAGCCGGCGCGUUGCGAGUGGUCGCGUUUUUUCGCCGUGGUUCCGCGCGAUUCGACCUUUUUGAACGAGGGCGCCGCCGCCAUCGCGGUUGUGUUUGGUUCCGGAGAAAAGGGCAACCCUUUCGGAAGCUGACGACUUGAGUCGGUGCGCGAUCCAGAGUGAUUAAUAGCAACGGCAGCAGCAGACACGUUGAUGCCACUCGAGGUGGACGACGGACGGGAUUCGGAAUAAUUUGUUGCUGAUUUUGACCGACACAUCGAGUCACUUGAGCUGGUUCUUGGAGUGUCGGAUGAUCUUCGGAUUGCCUCAUCGCGCCCUAGCAGAACGAAAGCGCGCUCCCCCCCGGAGAGUAUAAAUAAAUCGCGCGCAUAUUUGGGAAAAUUUAGAGAUAUUUUUGGCAUCACCAGACGUGGUUUUUCAGAAAGGGAAUCGCGAGCGGCCGAAUCGAUCCUCUAACCCACCAAGCAUGUUCAAAAUGAACCAGAACUACAUGGUGCUCAUCUGGUACCUGGUGAUAGUGAUCGUCAUGAUCUACCUCUUCAUAUUCUCCCAGUGACGAGACGCGGGCGUCCUGGAGUGCAGCAACUCCACACCUUCGGUAGCAAGUUAGAGUAGGAGACAGCACAAUGUAAUCAAUCACGCACGCGCACGAGAGAGCCGCCGACGACCGACCCGUUGCACCUGCUUCCCGUGUGUCAUCCGCGGAUUCUGGACCGUCACAUUCCCACACAGCGCGUAGCAGCAGUUCACCGAUAAAAGACACAAGCAGCAGCAGCCAGUAGACAACACACGUUCCCAGCAUCACCAAGUCACAGCCAAUCACACGUCGAAACCCUUGUUAGUUUUAGGAGCAGCAGCAGCAGCAGCAUCAACACAUUAGAUGCACGGCGAAAGAUGAAUUAGUUAGUUCGGCAUGGUAGCAGAUAAUGUAGCGUGUAGUAAUUAGCGUUUAAAUUAAAGUCAAAGGCUACGCGACUUUGACGCGUAAGAUCAGAUUCUGCGCGCGGCGCAGGAAAGAAGCAAUUCCAUGCCAACGUUGGCAUAGCUUUGACCACAUCACCGCCCUGCAUCCCGGAGAAGGCGCAGGCCUGGCGGCGUCGUCGGCAUGGACUCGGGCCAGUUUACCGUGCAGGCGCAGUACUCGUUCAAGGGGUCCAACAAUGACGAGCUUUGCUUCAAGAAGGGCGACAUCAUCACACUGACACAGCGCGAGGAUGGCGGCUGGUGGGAGGGAACGCUCGGCGAAAUGACCGGCUGGUUCCCGAGCAACUACGUCAAGGAGUAUGUCGGACCCCUUCCCCUGUCAGAGACCAUCCGUCCACCGGAGGACAUCCAGGCCUUCCGGUCGGUCGUCUUCCGCGAUUUGCUCGAGAGUGAGCGGGCUCACGUGGCCGAGCUGCGAGGGAUGAUGGAGAACUUCCUGGAGCCGCUGGAGGGUAGUCAGAUUCUCUCGCAGGACGAGUAUACGCAGCUGAUGUGUAACUUUGUCGAGGUGGUCGAGAUGCACGAGGAGUUUUUGCAGAACCUGGAGGAGUCGAACGAUCGCGUCGGGAAGGUGUUCCUCACGAAAGCACCCACCAUGAAGAAGGUUCACCAGUGCUACUGCGCGGCGCAUCCGCGUGCCGUCGUCAUAGUUGAUAAGUACCGCGAUGAUUUAAAUGCCUUUAUGGAGAAGCAGGGCGCUGCCAAGCCUGGUCUGCUCGUGCUCACCACCGGUCUGUCGAAGCCGUUUCGCCGGUUGGACAAGUAUUCGGCGAUCCUGCAAGAGUUGGAGCGUCACAUGGAGAGUUGUCACGCGGAUCGCGGUGACACCCAGCGAUCGAUAGCCGUAUACAAGGACAUUGCUUCGUCGUGUUCUGCGACGCGGCGUCAAAAGGAGUUGGAGCUGCAGAUCCUGACCGGUCCCAUUCGGGGCUGGCAGGGCCAGGAGUUGACAACGCUCGGGGAGAUCAUCCACAUGGGCAGCGUGGCGGUCGGUCCCGAGCACAAGGAUCGCUACUUUGUGCUGUUUCCCCAGACGCUGCUGAUUCUGAGCGUGAGUCAACGGAUGAGUGCGUUCAAGUACGAAGGCAAGCUUCCGCUCACGGGGAUCAGUGUGAACCGGCUGGAGGACACGGACCAGAUCAAGAACGCGUUCGAAGUGACGGGUACGCUGAUUGAUCGGAUUGUGGCCGUUUGUCAGGGGCCGAGCGAAGCGAACAAGUGGGUUGACCUGCUCAGUGCAAAGUUGAUCGCUGAUGGACAGCAGCAGCAGCAGCCAGGCAAGGACAUGAAACGGAUCGUGAGCAGCUCCGCGGUCAACAUUCCGCUGCCUCCGCCACAUCAGUGUAAAGAAACGCUCGACCCGCGCGGGUACUGCACGCGUGUCUCCGUAUGUGCAUACAGUCAGAGUCCGGGCCGGACGACGUUUCCGCCCUCGUCCUACCCGCCAACGGCUCCGUACGCCGCGCUGACCUCCUUCUUCCGGCGGCUGCUCCGUUCGGGCGGCAUGUCCCGGUACAUCGUGCAAGCGCUGCUCUACCCGCAGAUUACGGCACGCAUCGAUACGGGUGCGGUGGUGUUGCGCCGGAAGCACCGGACCACGGUGCGGAUGUACAGGAGGGGGGAAGAGCAACAGCAACAGCGGAAUCAGCAGCAACUUGACGGAGACUCGGAUGAGUAUGAGGAGGAGGAGGCGGGGUCGUGUACGUCGUCGUGUUCGGCCGGAUCGAAUGGGAACAAUUUGGAACGGCAGAACGCGGUAGAUUACGGGGACGACGAGGAUCCGUACGAAACGAUUACGUUCUUUACCGAGGGGAGGAAGCAGGAGAGUGAUGAGGUUGCGGCCGCCGCGAGAGAGAGUACGAUUUACGAGAGCUAUGGCGGGCAUCCGGAUGAAGCGGAUGAGGCGUUCUUCUACGUGCCAGGAAAACCGGCCAGUGGCAACGUUGGCAGCGAGGAGAGAAAGAGUGUCGAGAGUCACGGAUCGCACAUAAUCGGGUCGCGAGCGAUUCCUUGUCUAAAGUUGAACGACUGUGAGUCCUUUGGGAGCAACGGCGGGGUGCGGGGUGACGGGGACGCCGUAGGUUCGAUCCAUACGACCACGGCCCGGUUGCACCUCGGGGAGAUCCGGCAGCAGUGUUCCGAGCAGUCUCAAGUAUCUAGCUUUGAGCAUAGAGUAGGCCACGGCCGUAUGGCGUGUGAAGACUUAGUCAACUUAGAUGAUUCCAUGAAGAUCAAACAUUCGCUUCAACAGAAACCGAUAAUCGAAGAACGGCACAGCAUGCCGACCCUGUUUGUGGGGAACCGGUUCGCGAGCUCGUCGGUAACCGAGAUUUUUAUUCCGUCGUGGAAGGAUCGCCAGGAUCCGCCUCCGCCUCCGCCGCCGUCCAAGCCCACAGAAGAUCGCUCCAGCUUCACGACGCAUCAUUCCAGCACGCUCGAUAUUCCCGCGCCCGAAGCCCCACUGCUGUCCGUGCCGGAUCACGUGACCGCGGAACUGCUGUACAACUUCCACAACAGCCACCACAGUCCGUCGCCGUCCGUCGUGCGUUCGCCCGUUACCUCCUGGUGCAAGAUCCUCACGCCGCCGCAGGAGUUCGGCACCUUGUCCCGCGAGAUGUCACCAUUCCGUAAGCAUUCACUAAAUUCUGAUAAAAAACUUGUGCUAAAUCAAACUCAUCUCAGAAAGGGAAAGGAUGAUGAGGAGGCGCGAUCGGCGACGACCACGACUUCGGCGACAUCGCCGCGAAGGUGCGUGAGCUACCAGUACGUAAACAUGGGCGGCAGCAACGCUGCCAACACUAGCGCAAGUAACGCUUCCGGGCGGCAGAACAAGAACAACUCCCCCGAACAAACCCACGCCAAGUGUCGCUUCUGCGAUAGCAGUUGCAGUGCAGGCGGCUCCCGUUGCCACAGUCCGCGCUCGAGCGAUUCAGGUAUGGCCGGCAGUUGUUCGAUAUCCACACCCGAUCCGCCUAAAUUAUCCGGGGAUUUUCUUCUUUAUGAUUCAGAGCACGGAACAGACGCGGCCGGCGGCGGCCAACGUAGCCAAUUACGGCACUCGCGCUCCAGUCACAAUAUCGGCCGGUUCGCGCCGCUGCUCCGCGACGACAGCGAGUUUAACUUUACCGACAGUGGUCAGUACGACCACCACCAGCAUCACGGCGCGUUGGCACAGGCCACCACCACCGGAAGUGGCGAUCCGAACCAGACCCGGAACAAUACUCUGCGAAGCGAGGAUUCCGAGCUGGGCGGGGGGAUGAUGAAGUUUGCGCGAAGUCGCAGCGAGGAGCGCGUCAGUGACGACGACGAAGUCGUCGAAGAAAAGAAGCAGUACAGUGGCCGGAGUAGAAUUGUGGUCAAUCUUACCGGAAGCGGACUGGAAAACGGCGCGAACGAGCACAAAUCGCAGACGACGAUCUACCGCACCGGACUGUAUGCACAUUGGUGGAAGAAGGAAAAGUUGCCCAUCUUUGUGGUCGGAGCGACGACGCGGCAGGGCGCGGCGGAAGAGCGAAGAAACGAGCUUCCUGGGGGUAGUUGUGGUGGUUCCGGUGACCAUUUCGUUGAUGGCGGUGGUGGUGGUGAUGGUCGGGACGCCGUCGUUGACGUCGCACGGGGUUCAGAUGUCCCCGCCCACGUCCGGCGGCAGCAGCACCGGCAACAGCCACCCGUCACGGGGCAGCGGCUCCAUCACACAGCACAUGUCGCAACACAAACGCAGCCAGUCGUUCAACCACCACCUGAGCUACAACCAAGUCCAGCAGCAACAGCAGCAGCAGCACCAGUCCCAAAAACUCCUACUGUCCAAUUUCGCUGCGAGCCGGAUCAGCACCGAGUCGGGAAACCCGCCACCAAGCCUAAAAGGAAUCAAGGAAAAAGCUAAUUGGAACAUCACCAACCUCCGACCGGCACCUCCCCUGCGACCCGCGCUCCUCAACGGAACCAACUCAUCGGGCUCGGGAACGGGUUCGACCGGCGGCGGUGGAGGCGCUAGCAUUGUUGGCGGUGGUGGUGGAAGCAUU
Messenger RNA from Culex quinquefasciatus (southern house mosquito), 5015 nucleotides. RefSeq names its product rho guanine nucleotide exchange factor 7 (gene RtGEF). The coding region runs from base 1115 to 4876 and encodes 1253 amino acids. NCBI's taxonomy places the organism in Eukaryota, Metazoa, Arthropoda, Insecta, Diptera, Culicidae. The transcript has 8 exons. Gene Ontology annotation, molecular function: guanyl-nucleotide exchange factor activity; protein binding. The record is from RefSeq and is a predicted model, not a curated record.